This is a messenger RNA of Ipomoea triloba (trilobed morning glory), 2456 nucleotides long. Its product is annotated as protein SIEVE ELEMENT OCCLUSION B-like. The record is from RefSeq and is a predicted model, not a curated record. NCBI's taxonomy places the organism in Eukaryota, Viridiplantae, Streptophyta, Magnoliopsida, Solanales, Convolvulaceae. The transcript is spliced from 8 exons. Gene Ontology annotation, biological process: phloem development. The coding region runs from base 172 to 2394 and encodes 740 amino acids.
AUCUUCUGAUUACCUUAUCUCGAAGCUAGGUAUUGAUGCUAAUUAGCUCUUCUACAAGAGGUCAUCAAUUCAUAUACUAUAUAAGACCUAAAUGAACACAAUACCGGAGAAAAAAUUCAAGAUCAUAUAAUCAAAAGCAAUCCAAGAAAGGAAUUAAUUCUCUUCAAACACAUGUCAAACCAAGUUCUAUCUCUAUCAACAUCAAUGAUUUCACAAAACCAUGCCAUUGAUAUUGAGGAGGCGAUUAUCGUGGAACAUGUUAAGGCUACACAUGAUCCCAGAGGUGAAAUGGAUGUCGAUGCAAGUUCUAUUCUCAAUUUCGUUGAUGACAUUUUCAACUCCGGAUCCAAUACGAUUCUUCAAGAAGCAACGCAAGACAAGUUAAUGCUAAAAGAGUACAUCCAGAAUGAGAUGCCAUCUCAUGUAUUACAACUCUCCUUAAAGGUGGUAGCGUGUAGCUGUUUAAAUAAUACUGAUAGUCACUCAAUAGCAAUUUGUCUACUAAGUGCACUAUCAGUGUAUCCAUGGCACACUAAGGUAGUAAUGAUGCUCGCUUCAUUUGCGAUCAUCUAUGGAAAGUUGGUUCUUUCAGAGCAAAUGUCUUGCUCUAACCGUAAAAAUUUAAAGGAUACCUCAAUAAAGUCUGUCUUGGAUCUGGUCAAGCUUAUGGUUGAGCUUAAACAUUCAUCUCCUAUGAUUGUGGCUAACUAUUGGAUAGCAAGAUUUGUUGUUGCUUAUACCCGACUUUGUAUUUUGGACCCCGAGUCCCAAAUUGAACUAACUGAUGAACAGUCCAUGUUAUCCACCAAAAUCAAAGAGAUCAUGACUUCUGGCCACUCACUACUAGAGGCGAAAAGGAGAGAAGAAAAUUAUCAAGCAUUGUUACAUGCUUUUAAUAAUUCUUCGGAUGUUUUGGAGGUUCUUAAAUUAAUAUUUGAUAUCAAAAAUGAUGAAGACAAAGUAAUUCUUUAUCUCCACUGGGUGUUUUAUGAGAGACCUAGUUGUUCGACUUAUAUAUCAUCAUAUGGUGCAAAAAAGAGAAUUUCCGCACGUCAAUUAGAUAUGUUUCGAAGGGAGGGAGAAAAGAUAAUUUUCCCACGUGGAUUACAUAUGUUUCGAGAGAAGGGAGUGUUAUUGUUAAUAUCAUCUGGCGAACAUUUCCCUUUUUAUGCAUAUGAUGUGCCUAUAGACCCUAGAGGAGUAGAGAUGAUUUGGGUUCCUAUUACAAAGGUUGAGAAGAUGGGUAUACAAAAAAUUUAUCAUUAUAUAGACUCUUCUAAAAAGAGUAUAAUGGUUCAUCAUAAACCAGUUUCACAAGCAUUCAGAAGAUUUCUUAAAGAUAAAUGUUUCCCCGCUUUUCAAGCCGGUAGUGAUCCUAUUGUCAUUUCACUGGACAAACGAGGAAGGUUAGUUCAUUAUAAUGCAUUGCACAUGAUACUGACAUGGAGAGGUCAACUAUAUGAAGAGAGAACAAUGAGCCAUGAUUUAAUCCCUUCUUUAGAAAAUGAGUUGAGGGAAAGGACUUUAGGUGCUGACCGUGUGAUUGAUGAUAUUGACACACAAAUACUUGAUUUUACAAGAGUGGUUCGCAAGAACAUCAACAAUUGGGUGGAGGAUAUUAGGUACAAAAUGGAAAAAUCGUUUCUUUUCUACAAUUACACAAGUGAGAGAGAGCAAGCUCUAUGGGAUAAAGAAUCUUGGAACCUUAAACUUGUGGCAUCUAAGAUCUCGUACCAACUUAACAACAGGAUUGAUAAUGAAGAGUGCAUUUUCUUAUGUGGAGGCAAUGACAAUAAACAAGUGCAAGAAUUUACACUAAAGAUACAGGAAGUUUGUUCCAAAACUCAAAUGAAUAUGAAAAUUACCUACAUUGGAAGAAGUGAAAAGGUGAAGGUAGAAAUGCAAAGGGUGGGUUGUCUUGUAUUUUCUUCUUCAGGUAUUAAGGAGUUUUGGAGACGAAUUCAAAGCAUGGCCUUGUCUAGGAUUCAAUAUUUAAUUGCAAUGGGGCUUGGGGAAGGGAAUGAUGAAAUUAUGCAAGGACUCAAAAAAUUGUUAGCUUACGAAGCUGAAGGUUCAACUGUCGGAGCAUGGGCUUUGUUAAGCAAAGGAAACAGAAUAAUUGCAUGUGAUAUAGGAGAUAAAAUGCUUGGAGUCAUGAAUGAGUACGAGAAAUGGAAAGAUAACGCACAAGCAAAAGGUUUUGAGCAUGCAUUUAGAGAUUGCUAUGAGAUGCUUAGUUAUUCCUCUCAUACUCCAUACCAACACCCUUGUUGUUCUCUCAAUUAUCCUUCUAAUUGUGACAAAAUUCUAGACACCGAGUCAUGCCCUCAGUGUAAUCACAACAUGCAUAAACUUGUCACUUUCUCUUGUUGUCAUACUUUUGAAGAGUAUUAGAGUCAAAUAGAAAGUACAUUGAAUGUGUAUAUGUUCUAUCUCAUGCCAUUUGAGAUUGAAUU